Molecule: messenger RNA, 1010 nt
Organism: Stylophora pistillata
Lineage: Eukaryota; Metazoa; Cnidaria; Anthozoa; Scleractinia; Pocilloporidae
Product: palmitoyl-protein thioesterase ABHD10, mitochondrial
Biological process (GO): protein depalmitoylation
Cellular component (GO): mitochondrion
Molecular function (GO): hydrolase activity, hydrolyzing O-glycosyl compounds; palmitoyl-(protein) hydrolase activity
Source: RefSeq, a predicted model, not a curated record
GAUAAUGGUGACGGAAUGAGGUCCCUCCGUACUCGAAACGGAACUAUCAGUCACUUGUUUAGGAAAAUGAGUUCUUUUGCUGAACCUAUAGUUCAGUAUGCAUCCCCGUCUCCGGGGGAACGCGUAGCAUAUCGACAAUCUCCCGGAAAAUCUCCAGGGGUUAUCUUUUUGCCCGGGCUAAUGUCCACCAUGGAGGGUACAAAAGCUGUGGCUCUAGAACGAUACUGUAGAGAAAUCGGACACUCAUAUGUAAGAUUUGACUACAGAGGGUACGGCAUGUCGAGUGGGAAAAGUCAAGAGUGCACGAUUGGAAUGAGGAAAGAAGAUGUGAUAACAAUUCUUAAUGGCGUUGCUAAAGGUCCGCAGAUCCUUGUAGGAUCCAGCCUCGGAGGAUGGAUUUCACUUUUGCUUGCAACAUCAAAACCAGAUCAAAUAAGGGGUCUCAUUGGCAUUGCCAGUGCUGUUGACUUUAUAUCACGUCGCUAUGAAACUCUUCCUCGUGAAGUGAAAAGAGAAGUGGAGAGAACAGGAAAAUGGAUAAUACAUUCACAGCAUAGUGAGGAGCCAUAUGUGUUAGACUCAAUAGUGAUAGAGGAGGCACGUCAGCAUGUUUUACAAGAGAAUGAACUCUACCCCAUCUGUUGUCCUGUACGUUUACUCCAUGGCAUGAAAGACAGUGAUGUGCCGUAUCAGGUGUCACUUGAUCUUGUCAAUCAACUUGAAAGUGAUGAUGUUCAUUUAACACUUAUCAAAAAUGGAGGUCAUAGGCUUUCUGAUCCUCACAAUCUGCAGUUGCUAAAAAAAACUUUGGGACAUUUGAUUGAUCAAGUAAAACAAUCUGAUCAGUGCUCCCUAUAAAUAGUUGAAUAUAGUAAAUACAACUGUUUUGAGAAAGGUUGUUGGAAAAAGGGCAAAAAAGUGCAUGUGACAAUCUUGAAGGGUAAUCUGGGUGUCCAGUAGCCAGAGUGAGUUUUUAAUAAGGCAAAUAAAUAAAUGAAGUCAUUAAACCU